Messenger RNA from Cynoglossus semilaevis (tongue sole), 6510 nucleotides. It is a transcript of the gene ctnnd2a, whose product is annotated as catenin (cadherin-associated protein), delta 2a. The record is from RefSeq and is a predicted model, not a curated record. Gene Ontology annotation, cellular component: plasma membrane; nucleus; adherens junction. Gene Ontology annotation, biological process: dendritic spine morphogenesis; cell-cell adhesion. NCBI's taxonomy places the organism in Eukaryota, Metazoa, Chordata, Actinopteri, Pleuronectiformes, Cynoglossidae. Bases 565 to 4347 code for a protein of 1260 amino acids. Gene Ontology annotation, molecular function: protein binding. The transcript has 25 exons.
CCGAGCCAAAAAUAAAGACGUGAUUAGUGCGCGCAUGUGCACAUACAUGGGAUACACGAGGCAACACCCCAAUCCAUUGUUACCAAAGGCCACCUGAGGAUGGCGCUCCUCAUCCUUGCAUGAAGCGUUCAGAGCCGCCACAAAUUGCGGCGCGCAUGUGCGUGUGCACGCAGGAGAUAGACCGAGCCGCUUGUCUGCCUCCUUUUCGAUGUUGUGUUGCCUCCCUGUCGCUGCGGAGCUGUGCUGCUCUUCUCUCCAUCUCCUCUUUCCUUCCUUUCUUUCUCUUUCUUUGCCUUUCUACUCCUGUCUCCCCUCCUCCUCCUCCUCCUUUGUCUCACAUCAACCUUCCUGCUCUCCUUGCAUGCCUCGGUCCUGCACCUCUUGCUAAGCAUCCCGGCAAAUGGUUGCUCCAUCCCUGGUAACUCUGGACGCAGGACACAGCCAGAAAGCGCACGGCUCUGUUUCCAUCUAAACUGAGCACACUGCGGAUUGACUUGCGGGGGAGGCGGAGCAGGUAGAGGAGGAGAAGCCGGUCUCUGACUGUGGACAAGAUCCUAUUUCGCAAUGCCAGUGCCAGAGCAGCCUGUUGAGCAGGAGAAGGGGGCCAUGGUCCCCCCGGUGAUGCCAGCCGCCAGUGUAGACAGAUCUGAGACAGAGACGACCUCUUCCAUCCUCGCCUCGGUCAAAGAGCAGGAGCUUCAGUUUGAACGACUGACCAGAGAACUCGAGGCAGAGCGUCAGAUCGUUGCCACCCAACUCGAGAGAUGCAAAGUGGGAUCAGAGGGAGGAAGCAUGAGCAGCAUCAGUUCGACAGAUGAGCAAUUCCGCUGGAACGCUCAAGCGGACGGACAGAAAGAUAUCGAAGAUGAGUUGACAACAGGUUUGGAGUUGGUGGAUUCCUGCAUUCGCUCCCUACAGGAAUCAGGAAUACUUGACAGUGGAGAUCGACCGGCUCUUCUUUCCCAGAGUUCUUUGCAGCUCAACUCCACCCCGGAGGCUUCGCUCCAGUACUCUGCCAGCUACCAUAGCAACCAGACCCUCGCCCUUAGCGACAGCAUCUCCGCAGCAACUCCUCAGCGCAGCGGGCAGGUCGGAGGAGCUGUGCACAGCUACAACCAGGUGACAUCGAGUCGGGCAGCCCAACCGCAGCAAUCACAACCUGGAGCAGGAGCAGGUAUCUACUACUCCAGCUCCACCUUGCCAGCCCAGCGUGUCAGUUCCCCUUUGACUGGAGGAGGGUCUGGUUCUCCUAAUAAGCUCCAGCGCCUUGGGUCAGCCUCAGACUCACCAGGGUACUCCACCACCCAGCGCCUGCCUUCUUCCUCCUCUUCCUCACCAAACAAACAGUCCCCUGCCAAUCGACUGGCCAAGUCGUACAGCACUACAGUUGCUGUAACAACAGCGGGAGGGCCAGGGUCUCCCCUGAGGGUGGUGUCUCCACCCAACUCAAUAGCAGGGGGAGGGGCCAGUUCAUCAUCAUCACCCCUCCACCAGAUGAGUUCAGGCAUAGGGAGCUAUGCUACUCUGUCACCCAAAAGACUGGCAUCUCACCACGCCUCCGACCAGUACAAGAUCUCCCACGAACUCUACGCCACAGCUACACUCCAGAGACCUGGCAGCCUGGCCGGUUCUCGUGGAUCCUACAGUAGUCAACACAUUCAGGAGCCUCUUCGACCCCUCGGGUCACCAGAACGCCAUGUAGAUCCCAUCUAUGAAGAGCGUGUCUACCACAACAAGGCCCCCAUGAGGAGCUUAAGCCAGAGCCAGGGGCCGGACACAGGCCCUUACCGCAACAACACGGCUCCUUCCUCCCCUGGUGUCGACUCCGCCCCCUUACAGCGCACAGCUAGUCACAGCACUGGGUCUGGAAACUACAGCCGUGGAGGGACCAACAACUAUGCCACAGUGGGACCGGGCUACACCUCAAGCGGAGGUGGCGGAGACAUGUACGGUUCCGAUCCUUAUGUGGCCGACCCUUACCGCACCUUGCAGUACUGCCCCUCGGUGGUUGAAUCCCCCUACAGCAAGUCUGGGCCUGCCCUGCCACCAGAAGGCAGCCUGCAGCGUUCACCAUCCAUCGACUCUAUCCAGAAGGACCCGAGGGAAUUUGGGUGGAGAGAUCCAGAGCUGCCAGAGGUGAUCCAGAUGCUACAGCAUCAGUUCCCCUCAGUGCAGUCCAACGCAGCAGCCUACCUACAGCAUCUCUGCUUUGGAGACAACAAGAUCAAAGCUGAGAUUCGUCGACAAGGAGGGAUUCAGCUGCUGGUCGACCUACUAGAUCACAGGAUGAGUGAAGUUCACCGCAGCGCCUGCGGGGCGCUAAGGAAUUUGGUAUACGGCAAAGCCAAUGACGAGAAUAAAGUCACUCUGAAGAACUGCGGGGGAAUUCCGGCCUUGGUGCGCCUGCUGCGGAAGACCGGAGACGUGGAAGUCAGAGAGCUGGUCACAGGGGUGCUGUGGAACCUGUCAUCCUGUGAUGCUCUGAAGAUGCCAAUCAUUCAGGAUGCUCUGGCUGUUCUGACCAACAGUGUCAUUAUCCCCCACUCUAACUGGGACUCUUCCCCUAAUCACCACGAUGACAGGAAGCUCCACCUCCAUACCUCCCAGGUGCUGCGUAAUGCCACAGGCUGCCUCAGGAAUGUAAGCUCUGCUGGCGAGGAGGCAAGAAGAAGGAUGAGGGAGUGUGACGGCCUGACAGAUGCUCUGCUCUUCGUCAUCCAGACAUCACUGGGCAGCAACGAGAUUGACAGCAAGACUGUGGAAAACUGUGUUUGCAUCCUGAGAAACUUGUCGUACCGCUUGGCUGCCGAGACGUCCCAUGGCCAACAGGGGGGGUUGGAAGAACUUGACAACUUGCUUUGGGAUGCCAAUGGACGUGAUGGAGAGAGCUCUGGCUGCUGGGGCAAGAAGAAGAAGAAAAAGAAGGGAAUUGAUCAGUGGGAUGGUGUGGGCCCUUUUCCGGACAUGGCCGAGCCCCCGAAAGGGGUGCAGAUGUUGUGGCACCCGACCAUCGUCAAGCCCUACCUCACCCUUCUGUCUGAAUGCUCAAAUCCUGACACCCUGGAAGGAGCAGCUGGUGCUCUGCAGAACCUCGCUGCAGGCAGUUGGAAGUGGUCGGUGUACAUCAGGAUUGCUGUGCGUAAAGAGAAAGGCCUUCCCAUCCUGGUGGAGUUACUGAGGAUAGACAAUGACAAAGUGGUGUGUGCCGUAGCCACCGCUCUCAGAAAUAUGGCCUUGGACAUAAGGAACAAAGAGCUCAUUGGUAAAUACGCCAUGAGGGAUUUGAUCCAUCGGUUACCAGGAGGCAGCAGCAGCAACAAUAACGCCACCAGCAGUGGGACCACUGUAACGACCAGCUCUCCCAGCAAGGCCAUGUCAGAUGAUACUGUAACUGCCAUCUGCUGUGCACUACACGAAGUCAUCACUAAAAACAUGGAGAACGCCAAAGCUCUGCGAGACGCCGGCGGCAUAGAAAAACUCAUCGGCAUCGCCCGCAGCAAAGGAGACAAACACUCAGCCAAAGUGGUAAAGGCUGCCUCUCAGGUCCUCAGCAGUAUGUGGCAGUAUAGAGACCUGCGCUCCCUCUACAAGAAGGAUGGAUAUUCCCAGUAUCACUUUGUGGGUUCUGCUUCUACGAUAGAGAGAGACAGACAGAGGCCCUACUCGUCUUCUCGAACUCCAUCCGUAUCUCCUGUCAGGACUUCCCCAAAUAAUCGCUCUGCGAGUGCUCCAGCCUCCCCCAGAGAGAUGAUAAGUCUGAAGGAACGUAAGAUUGACUACGAUUCCACGGCAACCAACGCCGGUUUCCAUAGCAACAAAGGAGAGCACACAUCCCGGAAAGACGGCAUGGCAGUUUCCUGUGGAACAUCCACAUUGUUCCGGAACUCUUACCUGACCGCUGCUGAUGAUAUCAAACUAAAUCAGUCUCCACCCCAGCCCUGCAUUGUGCCCCCUCAACCCCAGCAGGACAGUCCAUCAGCAGCCAUGCUAAAAGACUACGACCACUAUCCUGCCCCUCCUUCCUUCCCCCAGCCUCAGCCACCGCUGCCUCCGCCGCACAGCCAGAGUCGGAGCUUUGAAGAUGUCUAUUACGAGGACCAGGGACCGCCCCCCUCACAGUCCCAGCCACAGCCACAGGUACAGUUGCAGGUGCAGACCCAGCCUCAGGCCCAACCUCAGCAGCCUCCAAACACCGGACCUCCCCGAGACCCAAGGGAAGACCUGCGCAUGCACCUGGGUCUGAAAUCUACUGGAAAUUACGUGGACUUCUACUCAGCCUCUCGGCCAUACAGCGAACUGAACUAUGAGACCAGCCACUACCCGGCCUCACCUGACUCCUGGGUGUAGCUAGGCAAUUAUUACGGGGGGUGGGGCAAGAGAGAAUCUGUGUGUGUUCGUGUAAAGGGAUUAUUUUUGCAACGACUAACGGCAGUUGAUUGAAGGGUUUCAGCGUCAGCUUGUCAAAGAGGGAUUCUUGUUGCCAUUGGCAGGAAAUUGGUAUUCAUUUUUAAAAGGUAAUUAACUAAUGUCAGGUCCAGUAAUGAAGGAAAACUGUGCAUGUGCAUGCCAACAUUUUUCUUUUCUUUUUUAAGGCCACUUUAUCUCCUUAAAGUCAGCUCCAUUACAGUGGUGAGUGGAUAAGACGUGGGUGGGUGUCGAUCGAAGUGUGCGAAGUACAAGUGAGGUGUGGGCCGGGGGAUAUAAUAGUAUAGCAAGAGAGCACAGAGUACACAGAUGCUGGGAAGGAAACAAAGUUAGGGGAUAGGGGAGUAAUGGCAAUGAAUGACUAAGAAGAAAUAAGAAGUCGUCUGACGUUUGAUGAAAGCAGAGAGGAGACACAGAUGGCCUGUGUGUUUUUGAAGAGGUCCACAAGUAUAAAAGCACAGAGAAAGAUGAAAGCACAUCAGGCACAAGAUGAAGAUGUGGAUGUUUACCAUUUCACCCAUGUGACAAACGUAGCACCUGCUUUUUUUCGUUCCGAUGGCCGUGCUACCCAGAGACUUUGCGACUUUGUUUUUAAGGAAUAUCUUCGUCAAGAUACUUCUUUUGUGUCAUCUUUCUUUUACAUCUUUUUUAUUAGUACUUUUUCUAAAAUUUCACUUACAAAAAAAAGCAUUUUUAUUUUCUGUACAAAAAGUAAAAUAGUGUGUAUAUUACACAGAUUCUGACGGGGCCACUCAAGAAGAACAUUCUUUUUGUUUUUCACGACUGACUACUGACUAAAUCAACAUGAAGCAACGAAACUGAAACACAUGCGAACACAAUGAGCAGUAAACGGUAAAUAUUAGGACGGAUGCCACUGGAUACCUUUUGUUUUAGCCCUUCCCCAUUGUGAAAGGAAGCCCUGCAAUAGUUGUGUUUUCUCUCUCCGUCGAGUUCAUUUUGUUGUGGACAUACUAGAAAGUGUCAAAAUGUUCCAGGCUGCUGCAGCAUUCGACUGACAGAGCAGCAUCACAAGUCCUCGUCAAUUCAAAUUCUUUUUCACUGCCUAAAGAAUAUGUGUGUGUGUUACAAAAGCACUUUUCUCUCCCUUUUGGGAAAGAGAAUAUUUCCACUCUGUCAAUUUUUAGUGGUUUCAGCAUUGAAUUUUAGUGCUUGCAAAAAGACAUGGAUAUCGUACGCCUGACUUUUAACUGUUAAAACGAACAAAAAGAAAAAAAAAAGAGGCGGGACUUUGUGCCAAACUUUGACACCUCAUGGACCAGUCCUGAAGGAAUUCAAAGGGACAUUCUGUCGAAGUUUACAGCCACUAAAUCACUUACUCUGCUUUUUGUAACCUUAUUUUCUUGUGUUUCGUUACGGUGAAGACAAAAUUAUUGCUAGGGAUCGUGGGUAUCAUCUCCCUCCCGUAGAUGUACAGACCUGCCUCUGUGUUUGUUAAGCAUGUGUGGACUAAUGUGCGUGGACACGUGCGGGUGAGCGACUGCGUGUGCGUAAGUAUGCAUGUAUGUGACCGAGUGCGUGGCCCGUGUGUGUACACGUCAAAUCUGAGCGAGCGUAUCUAUGCAUGCAUGUGUGUAGUAGUGCGUGUAUGCCGCUGUUGUGUGUAUGUGCGUGUGUGCAUUUCCUGUAUAAAUCAGUGUCCAAAACAGGCAUUCCUACUGACAGUUCACUUUUGCAACAUGGAAAAACCAAGGUAAAAAUCACUAGAAUAAAAUGUUGAUAUAGAAUGACAAAUCUAUAAAUAUAUGAAUAUAAAUAUAUAUAUAAUUUUUAUGUGCAGAUGUCAUUGUCACUAAACACAAGAAAUGUCCACAGAGAAAAAAAAAAAAAAGAUAAUGUCGUGUACAACAAGACUCUUGAUCACUUGACCUUAACGUGGAAACAGCUAACGCCCUUACCCCACCUCCCCAUCCUUUCAAUCGAGACAUGAAGAAGAAAAAUCCACCUGAGGACGCUCAGGCUCUGGUGCGAGUUGUGUGUUAUUGUGUGUCCAUGCUUCUUAGAUGACUGUGCUGAGAGAGGACGGUACUUGAACACAAGGAUAAAUAAAGACUCUUUGCAAUCAAA